Molecule: messenger RNA, 2037 nt
Organism: Sycon ciliatum
Lineage: Eukaryota; Metazoa; Porifera; Calcarea; Leucosolenida; Sycettidae
Exons: 1
Coding region: 1-2037 (678 amino acids)
Biological process (GO): DNA integration
Molecular function (GO): nucleic acid binding
Source: RefSeq, a predicted model, not a curated record
AUGUCGAAAGCGAAGCCGGCACCAGUGAGGCGACAGACGAUCCCGCAGCUUGAACUGAGAGCAGCUGUGCUUGGCGUUCGCGUUAGUCAUCUCGUCGCUGAAUCCAUCGGUAUCCCAGUGUCAGCUCACACAUUUUGGACGGACUCGAUGAACGUCUUGGGCUGGGUCCAAAGCCACAGCCGGCGCUACAAAGUGGACAUUGGCAACCGAAUCUCUGAGCUCCAGACCUCAACGAGAGCACACCAGUGGCGACAUGUUCCCGGAAAGAACAACCCUGCAGACAAAGGUACUCGUGGUUUGUCUGCUGCAUUACUGUGCCGUGACGCAGUGUGGUGGUCCGGUCCACAGUUUCUUCGCCAGCAGCCAGAUGAGUGGCCUCAGAUGAAGGAAGUCAGCACAUCCUCGCUGCCUGGUCAGCUCAAGACGGCGCUAGUUGCAGUCGUCCCUCCACCCUCCGAGAUCCUGGGUCGCUUUAGCACAUGGUCGCGACUGGUACGCGUGACAGCAUGGUGCAAGCGAUUUGUGGCAAACUGUCGGCAGGCAGUCAGUGACAGCAAGUCCACGAAGGGGGAUGCCGCAUCGGACAGCCAGUCCAGCACGCCAGUGAGAGUGCCAGUACAGCUUGGCGGCACCCGCUCCAUCAGUGUUCCAGUUCUCAGCACUGACGAAGUAUCAGUAGCAGAGCGGCACUGGAUUGCAACUGCCCAGAAGGAUUGCCAUGGUACAGCAUACCAUCGUCUACAGUCUAGGCAACCGAUGUUGAAAUCGGACCCUCUGGCACCUCUCUGUCCCCAGUUCGAUAGUGCAACAGAGUCACCCCUGAUGACGGUAGGAGGUCGAUUGCAAGCUACAAAGAACAUGCCAAGUGGCGUACGCCACCCAGUCAUCCUACCAGCAAAGCACCGAGUAACCCAGCUGAUAAUCGAACAGGAAGAUCAUCGGUGCUUCCAUGCAGUUGGGCCACAGCAUCUUCUGGCCAAUCUGCGACAACGCUACUGGAUUGUUCACGGAACAUCAACAGUCAAGGCCGUUCGAAGCAACUGCAUCACUUGCCGUAAGAACCGUGCGGAGCCAGCGUCCCAGAUGAUGGGCCAGAUUCCAGACUUCCGAGUUGCAGGCUCGUUGAAACCGUUCAGCCGUACAGGAGUUGAUUACGCGGGUCCCUUCCUGACCAAGCAGGGCCGAGGUAAGACGCAAGCUAAGCGGUACCUGUGCCUGUUCACUUGCCUUGAGACUCGUGCCUGUCACCUAGAGGUAUCCUAUGGCCUCUCCACUGAGUCAUUCCUGUUAGCAUUUGAGAGAUUCACAAAGCGCCGUGGUGUCCCGCUUGAAAUGGUCAGCGACAACGGGACCAACUUCACUGCCGCGGAGCGAGAACUCCGUGAGGCCGUCCGGGCCAUGGACAAGGAGAAGAUCGAGAAGCGACUGGUCAGUGAUGGCGUGCGAUGGCGCUUCAACCCACCUAGAGCACCACAUUUCGGCGGCGUAUUCGAAUCCCUCAUCAAGACGGCUAAGCGCGGACUCACAGCAGUACUUGGGAAAGCGGACGUCACAGAUGAAGAGUUAGUGACUGCCAUGUGCCAGGUUGAGGGCAUGAUGAACUCGCGCCCGCUGACAGUUGUAAGUGCCGAUGCAGCUGAUUUGCAGCCUCUAACACCAGCACAUUUCCUCGUCGGACGACUCGACCCACCAAUGGCUCUGGAAGUGAAAGCAGACGAGCACCCCAGCAGAGACCCACGCAAACGUUGGUUGUAUGUUCAGCGGCUUGUAGCAGACGUGUGGAACAGGUGGCGAGAUGAGUAUGUUCCCUUGUUGAAUGUCCGUCGUAAGUGGCAACGUCAAGGUCGCAAUGUAGCCGUAGGUGACAUCAUGCUGUGUCUUACAUCAAACACUCCCCGUGGAACAUGGCCCAUGGGUAGAGUCACAGCAGUGCAUCCUGGUGCAGACAAGCUCGUCCGAGUAGUGGAUGUUAAGAUCGGCGACAAGAUCUACCGACGGUCUAUCCACCAUCUAGUACCUAUUCUGGACACCGAGUAG